AGUUGACCGUGUUGUGCGGAGAGGCCGCAGACACACUGUGGAGAGGCUGGACUCUUCCUGCUAUACGCGUGAGAGAGGAGAGAGGAGGUUUCUAUCAGACGGAGCGGAGGAGCUGCAGAGCUCUGCGUGGUACCAACAGAGGUUUCAACAGCUGGAUUGUGAUGGAGACUCUUCAUCGCCAAUAAUCGGGAGCUUCUGCGUCCUCAAACUAUGAACAAGUAGCAACAGGAGGCGAGACAAAUCCCGGCAAGUUUCCAGAAGUGAUCAGCUGCUGGAUUUACUGAGAGAUCAAAAACCUGGAGGAUUCUCUCUCUCUCUCUCUGUCUGGAUCUUGGUCUUUCUCCUCUAGUCAAGGUCCCUCUCUCUCUCUCUCUUCUGCUCCUGGCCCGGGUCUCUCUGUCUCUCUCUCUCUCUCUCUCUCUCUCUCUCUGGUCCGGGUCAGCUCUGCAGCUGGAUGAGCUGAAUAAACGCGUUAUUCCGGUACCCGGUGCCGGUUCUGUGUUGUCUCGGCGCACCGUGAGGCUGCUGCUGUGUUGCCGUAUAGAGGAAUGCAGCAGCUCGGUCGGUCAGACUCGGUCCUGUCUGUCUGGAGCCUCCACACAGCAGACACUGCUCUAGGGGAGAUAGUCCGGCACGGCUCGGCACGGCUUUCCAUCUCUAAGUCCUCUGACCGGCUGCAACCAGGAGAUCUGGACUGACCGCUGCCAUGAAGACCCAGAAGGCUGAAGGUGUUACAGCUUCACCGUCCUGCAAACGGAAGCGUCGCUUCACCUUACGGGGCAGGAAGAAGAAGGCGCGGGGGGUCCGUGGAAAGCUCCGUAUGCGCUCGAUGCCUGGAGCCUUCCUGGUGCUGGGGAUCAUUGUGGUGGUGGUGGGGACGGCUCUGGCUGUGGCGGGAUACUGGCCCUACCGUGUAUUGAGGUCAUCCCUCCUGGGGUCUGGUAUCUCUGAAUCGCAGAGUUCUGGCUUGACUAUGGGAGCGAAAGGCCUCAUCUCCACGCCAAGCCUCAUCCACAGCGAGAGGAUGAAGCUGCUGGGCCCGGUCAUCAUGGGCGUGGGGCUCUUCAUCCUCAUUUGUGCUAACACGGUCCUGUACGAGAACCGGGACAGAGAGACCCAGAUGCUGUUGGCUCAGAUGCGGAGUGUGAUCUGCUCGGUGUCGGCGGUGGUGCCCUCGGCUGACCUGACAGAUAUCGCUGCGGCUAACUCGAUGGCCAAACACUACCAGUGGGUGAGCAGUUUACCCGCAGCCCACCUCAACAUCCUGUGUCUGCAGCAGAUGACCUCCUCCGAGCCCCUGCUGCAGACCAGAACCCACAUAGACCAAGAGGACGGCGUGGAGGGCGUCUACCAGCAGGCUGUCCUCCACCACCAGGAGUCCGAGACCACGCCCUCCCUCCACUCCUCCCACUCUGACUCCUGUAAUUCCAGUCAGACUGACUUUAACACGCAGGGUGGAGCUGGGCAGGAGGACAGCAACAGCUUCCACGCGCAGCCCCCCACCUACGUCAAACUCAACAACUGCCUCCUGUCGGCCAGCUCCAUGUCCACACUGGGGGUGGAGGAGGUGGAGGUCCCUGCUGCCCACCCGAGGCGCUGUCACAGUAUGAGCUACAGGACUAAACCUUACUUCCUCCAGACGAGAGUGCGUCAAACUGAAGGACGGCAAACACCACAGCGGGAGGAGGAGGAGGGUGGAGUCACGAGGAGAGAGGCGGGGUCACAGGUUUGCGUGAACAUCCCCCCGCAGGUCGUGGAAGCCACAGAGGAGCAUACGCACAGCAGCUGGCCUCGGUUAGACCUGGGCAGCGGGAGGCGGUACCUGAAGCUGGAGAACAAAGAGGACUCGGUGGAGAAACUGCUGGACCAGAUGGAGCACCAGUGCUCCCAGUGGGAUAAAAGUUUUGGAUCAGGGCCUUUCCAAUGAUGAGGCGACUUAAGGAUACAAACACGAGGAGGAUUUUAAGACAUUUUAUCCUGGAUUCUAAGAUUUAACCACAGACAGAGACGGACACAAGUUCCGGAUCAUUCGUACUUUUUCACACAAAGAUCUUCCAAAACGUUCUGAACCUUGAGUGGAACAUUUAUACCUGGGUGUUCCGGCGCUCUCUUUGCUGGAUUUGGUAAAAGUUUUAUAUAAUGAAGGAGAGUAGAUAUAUGCAGACCCUACACUGUCACAGAUCAGUCCAGUGUGGUCGCAGCAAUGCGAUAAAUCAACGAGUGUGUGGAUGCAAAAAUGAGUUUGUAGUUUCCAGGACAUGGUGUGAACGGCACCAUGAUGGAGGAGGAAUCGAGGUGUGCAGGAGGACGGGGGAUAGUUUUCACUGUGCAAUCUUUUCUGAACCAAACUACCUGGACUCCGGAGCCCGAGAGGUGCUGACAGCUCCAAACGAAAUGCAACUAGUAUAUACAAAAUGGGUCUUACUCCUCAGCCGAGGUCCCGUACUCCAAAUGCAAUGCAUGGCAGUGAUGUACAGUGUGUUACAUCUUAAUACUUAUGCAGAGUAAUGUCAGUGUUGGUUUUAUGUGUACAAGAAUUGAUGAUAAGGAGCAUUCUGAUUACUUACAGCCGAGGUCUUAUUUUCCAGGUUUGGCCGUUAUUUCUGCAGCGCUGAAUCAUGAUCACCUGUUCUGAGAUCUGGGAACACAACAACACUUCAACUGUUUCUGGAUUUUAUUGAUGGAAAGUUUGGGGGAUAAUUAGGCUUACUCUCUUAUCAUGAUCCUCCACACAACAUACGUUAUCCUGUACUGCAGACGCUGUAUGUUUAUUCAUUAAGAAUACUUCUUCACUCACAUCUGAGUGCUUAUCUAUUCCAGUUUAUUUCUCUUCAGAGUCCAAAAAAAACAAAAACAUAUGUGAAUAAUAAAUGAAUAAAACAUUAGCUUGCUGUUAGCUGUGUGAGAAUACAGAAAUGGGAAUCAAAUGUUGUUUGUAGCCACAGCUGAACAGCAAGCACAAAAUGGCAGAGACUCCAAUGCCAUGUUAAGGGGCUGCGUUCUUUGGAGUUUGCAUUAGAAGGCUGAUUACAUCACAGCGGCGAGGCCAAGGCUGUCCUGUUUCAAAGGCUCCUUCAAAUGUUGCUGACAAACGGUCCCAACAUAACCCAAGAUUUAUUGCGCACCAUUUCUUUUGUAAACCUUCAUACAUCAUCAAAGAGUCGCAUUACAUUUAUGAAUGGCAUGAAGAAUGCAAUUAUAGACUAAAACGUUGACCUAGCGUUUUUUUUUUUUGAGCACCACCAACUUUUUUUCAAUUGCAUCCCCUCCUGCAGCUACAUGUAUGAUGUGCCCUUGGGCACUUAACCCCAAGUUGCUCCCGCUGCUUCGGCCGUUGGCGUAUAAGUGUGUAUGAAUGGGAUCAGUUAAUACUCACAUCAGCCUCUGUAAUCAGUGUGUGAAUGUGUAGGUGUGACCUGCGUCAUAAAAGCGAUUUGAGUAGUCAGAAGACUAGAAGGAAUAACACAAGCUCAAGUCCAUUUACCAUUUACCAUAUCAACUCAAUUGAAUCACUACAAAUACUAAUGUUAAAAAAAACAGAAGAGACUUUGAAACGUCAAAUUAUCUCUAAAAUUAUGUCAGCUUGUUCCGGUGCAGCUGUUCAGGAUGCAAGGCGACAGGACUGGUGAUGCAAAAAGGAUCCUCUGUAGACCGGACCGUCUCAUUACAGUUACUAUGGGGGGGGAUGGGUGGUCCUUGGAUGGAUGCUCCCCCUGACAGCAAUAUUCCACCUCCCUCACUAGCUGGCCCUCGUUAAGAGAUGAUGCACGAGCCUGGAUCAGGUCUGAGUCAGUGACUGCAGCUAAGUUUCUCAGUAGUUCAAGUUUUUCUUUUGAGCUGUAAAAAUAAAUCUUCCCUGAUUUUUCCUUUUUUACCAUCCCUCCCUCUAGGUUAGGUUUAAAGCGUGAAAGGUGCCUGCAGUCAUUGCAGCUUUCAGCUUCUGGUCUCCAGAAGAAGAAACAUUUCACUGUGUUUUGGUUGACUGGAUAUUCAGACGUGCAUAUACCAGCAAGAGAACACGGCUGACACAAAGCAGCAGAGCACAGCAGAGGCGGCAGUGCAUCCUGGGACAUGUAGGAAGUGCUUGCAUGGCUCCAUGAUCCAGAUGAAAAAUGUUUUUCCGUAUAGUUGUACUGCAAAAGGAAAAAUACAUUUGAAGCUUUGACAUAUUGUAAGAAAUGUGCAUGUUAGUCCAUGCUUCCAUAUUUGGUCUAAUGGAAGUAGUGUCAAGCCUAUAAGCAUGAUUUGUGCUCUCUGUUUAACUUAUAAUUGCUGCCCAGUACUUUCCUUCCCUCCAUUUCCUUCUGCUCCUCUGGGGCCGAUUCUCCAAAGGAACCUUUUCCAUUUCCUCCUGGGGGAUCCUGAGGUGUUCCCAGGUCAGGUGUUAUGAGCCCUUUUCAGAUAACCGUUUCAAGGGGCGAUAUUUCGUCCCUGUAACGUUCUGCUGUCAAUCUUAAUUUCUUAGUGGUGUAAUGGGGGGGACAAAGUCAUCCUCCCCUCCAUUUAGUCUUCGGAGGUAGUACAGGGGUGAUAUGAGAUCAGUGGAGCCAGCGGGGCAGCACAACGGUGUGUGUGUCUGACUGUGUGUGUGUGUGUGUGUGUGUGUGUGUUUUCAGUCAGACUAACAUGUUUACAUGUGUUCUAAAAGUCCAGUUUCAGUCGGACAAACACAAUACUUCAGCUUUUUCCAACAUCAUGUAAACGUGCUGACUGUGAAGGAGCAGCGGCUCUAGUCUGAGCUCCUCACCCAAUCUCUAAUGGUGCUUUCACAAAUACAAAGAAAAAGUCUACCAAUCAUUAUUUGUAUAGCGCCAAUUGUUUUAUCUCAAGACGCUUUACAAAAAGAGCAUUUGGGAUAAGAUAAGAGGAAGGAUUUCUUCUUUGUAUUCCUCCUCUGUUGUUACUGUUGUCCACACUCCCUUGCCGCUGAGGUGGAGGUCGAAGCAGGCGGUCGAAAUCAAGAGAUCUUCCUGCAGUUUAUGGGAUAAGAUGCAUGUGUGAAUGCAAACAGCCACAUUUUGAAGUCUGACUUUUCUUGGAAUUAUUCCUGCCAACCCCACUACCCUGGGAAGGGGUGGUAACGAUAAUAUCCUGCAACCGGCGCACGACCAUACGCACGUAUUGAAACUGCUUCAUUAGUUUUCUUUUCACCAGUAUGUUCUUCUCCGCUCUUUUGUCGAUACAGUGAUGAUGUUGAACUACAUCUGACACUGAUAUACUUCGAUUUAAAGGCAAAAACUGGCGUCAUAGCGUCAGGCUCAUGUUGCAUGAUUAAGUGACUGAGACUGUUCCUGUCGACAGGGAAAGUCUCCCGCUGUAAGGUGCAUGUGUGAACAAUAUAAAAGUCAAGCUACUCAGGAGGAUUUCAGGGGCAGCCUUGUCUGAAAAUUUUCAUGAAAUGUUCAGGAAGGCAUACAGUAUGUGAGAAAACAGAUUUAGUCCUAGCACGGCCAAACAGUGAAGGAAACUCCUUUUUUCCAUUUGUAUUCACAGUCUCAUUUCAUCAGUUACUCCAUACUUGAACAAUAAGCAAAUAUUCCAGCGUGUGCAUGUGCUGACUCGUGCCGAGUCUUCAGGUAAAGAGUUACUAAUUUGACUUUCUUUUAAUGACGUGUCGUGUUCCCAGGUCUCAGCUAUAAACUCGGUGAUUCCAGUUUAAUUGGAAUCCAAAGAAUGAAGGCCAAACCUGUGAAAAUAAAAAAACGGAGACUCUCUGUUUGUUUUCCUCCUUGCUCGCUGUGAAAGCAGGACGCCUCCUCCUGCUGGUCUCCUGUUGAUCGUCUCCUCUCAGAUUGCUCUCAGUAUUUAUGAGGAGGGUCUCUCCGCCUCCGCACACACACACACCUCCUCCUCUCUGCGAUCAAACAGAUUGUGCAGAUUCAGUGAGCUGAUCAGUGCUUCUGCAUGGAAUCUGAAUCAGCCCCCUCCCUCUGCAGAGGCGACCCCCCCCCCCCCCCCCCUGUGUGAAACUACAGUCCUACUCUGGUUUUCUCCGUCUGUGCUGUCUGUUCUGUGUGACACUGUGUGUUUAAAUGUAUACCAAGCAAUAGAGAGGUCUGACAGGACAAUCAUGGCUCUGCAGACCAACAAAUGAAACAACAUUUUAAAGCCUGUGUUGCAAAUAUAAGGCAAGAAAAGCAGCUCCUCGCAUGUUGUCUCAUUAUUCCAGCUGUCAGGUUUAAUGGCACAGUUUUAUAUUUAUGUAUGCAGCAAAAAGGGUUAAUGGCUCCUGGUUGUAUAAGUUUGCAGCAUAUAAUCAUGUGUGCACGCCUGCUGCCGACGAGCCCAUCCCUCACAUCUACAGAGGCUUCACAUUUCAUCCGUAUUUCUCAGGCUGAAUCGUCCAUCUGGGAUCUGGAUUUUACACUUUAUCACAUGAUGAAUGAUGGGAUUCCUUCCUCUCCUGCUCCUCAGUUUGAAAUGUAGAAGUGGUCCCGAGUGAGGAUCAGGCCUAGGAGUGGCAGGGGGGAAUUCCCCGGCUGCGAUUAUGCGGAGCAGAGCCUCCUGCACGCUCCACAUUUUCCCUCCUUAUUAGAUUUUAUGGUUUCUUCUGGGCAGGUAUGCAGCCCCUCGUCAUCUCUUUCUCAUUUAAUUGGCCGGUUACAGGACGGCUUCUGGGUUUCUAACAGCUCAUAAAGGGGGCAGGCCGGACCUCUGGCCUCUGCUGCAGAAACACAGGUUGGAAGAAGAUUGCAUGGCUGCAGGAGGGCAGGAAGGUGCAGAUCUGAAGAAUGGUGGGGGUCAUUCUGGAGCAUCUGUGCCUUGUUUUGUUGCUUUCAUCAAAUCAGAGCAAACCAAGGAAAGAGGUGUUCCAGUAAUGAACGGCUUUAUUGAUUCAAGACGCAGCCAGGAUCAUUUCAACUGGCGUGUAAUAGUUGCUGUCCAUUAGCUAAUAUGCCUGAUGCAUUAGAGUCUGGCACCAGAGGAACAUCUGCAGAACGAGCUUAGAGGCGGGUAAUUAGCUCAAUUUAUUUUCACCCGUUUUUAUCAGACAUUAUAAUCAAUUUCAACACAUUAAAACAAUCAUAUUGGAUAUCUUGUCUCAACUCGUGUGGUUCAAAAUGAUGUUAACUUGACACUGCUGACAUAUUUCUGAAGCAUCGAGGGUGUUUAACAGUCAGGGCAGGACUGACCAUCUGGCAGACCGGACGCUCUCCUGCUGGGUCGACGCUCCUUUUGUCAAAACAACUCAGUCUAUAUAUGAAGCACUUUUCAAGACAACAGAGGGAAAAAUACACAGAAGAGAAAACCAGAGAUUAACGUUAGAAGAGGUCAAAGUCGUGACACAGACAGCAUGGCUUAAAAAAUACAAAAAUCUAAUCUUCAUGCACACGAUUAACAAUUUAAGAUGAAUAGACGACUUCAAGGUAUCACUAAGGGGGAAAUUUUACUUUUAAGACGCAGCUGCCUGAUCAUUUUUGUUUUCCACUGAGUGAGUAGGAUGGAGAGAAGUGAUUGGUCUCCAGAUCUCUGAUGGUUACGGGACGGUAUACAGGGUAUGCAUUGACGUCACUUUCCCACCGGGACACGCCCCCUCUGUUGGGCUGAGUGGCAGAGCAGUCUGAAACAUGGCGGCUUUCAGGAGGAGAGAUGAGGUAAAUAUCAUCUUAAAUUAAGGAUGUUUGGAUUCAACAGAGAUCCCUCAAAUUGACCAAAGACAGAGCGCUCUGUGGACAUCGAUGUGUGGACAACAUUCCCAACAGCCCGGGAAGUACAGAAAGAGCCUGCAGGAAAUGAUCAUGUUGUUUUGUAAACUAAUAUAUUGGCCAUUUGAUAAUCUGUUGCUGCCUCUCGACUAUUUCUAAUCUGACAACAACACAUAGUACGACUCUUCAAUUUACCAAAGGUACACAUGAUUCAGCAGCAAAGACGGGAUCGGUUUUUAAGGCUGAUGCUUUUUUGAUCCAGUCGAUGUAGCUCUUGAGCUCCAGCAUGAAACCAAAACAAACUGCUGUUUAGCCACGCCUCCUCCAUCCUGAAGCCCCGCUCUCCUGCAACGACACACCUCCAACUCCCCUCCACGCGAGUUCACACGAAGGAGUUAGGAUUUAGAACGCACCAUAAAGCACAAGCGGCAGACAAAAUUGUUCUUGGCUCGAGAUGAUUGCCUGUGCCCUGCAUUGUUGUGUUAGCAUGCUAAUGUUAGCGCUCUUUAGUUAGCUCGUAGCUUCACAUUGCAUGUAAACUGA
This is a messenger RNA of Labrus bergylta (ballan wrasse), 8189 nucleotides long. It is a transcript of the gene tmem200b, whose product is annotated as transmembrane protein 200B. NCBI's taxonomy places the organism in Eukaryota, Metazoa, Chordata, Actinopteri, Labriformes, Labridae. The record is from RefSeq and is a predicted model, not a curated record.